Fusarium musae is the source of this 999-nucleotide messenger RNA. RefSeq lists its product as uncharacterized. The transcript has a single exon. The record is from RefSeq and is a predicted model, not a curated record. The coding region runs from base 1 to 999 and encodes 332 amino acids. NCBI's taxonomy places the organism in Eukaryota, Fungi, Ascomycota, Sordariomycetes, Hypocreales, Nectriaceae.
AUGUCUCGCUACACCGCCGUCCACGCCGACACCAAAGGCCCAGGCGACGCUCGCCCAACAGCCCUCCAGAUCAUCAAAGACGAAGGUCUCGAGGAAAAGCGCCAGGGCCAAAUCUUCACCAUCACAGGCGUAUCUUCUGGUAUCGGCAUCGAAACUGUCCGCGCCAUUGCUGCCACAGGAGCAACUCUUUACCUCACAGCCCGAGACCUCGACAAGGCCAUGACUGCCCUAGAUGGCAUCUUUGACCCCUCCCGCAUGGAACUGUUCCAGAUGGAUCAGGGGUCUCUUGCAUCUGUGCGCGCUGCAGCUGCAGGUAUUCUGGAGAAGACCUCCAAGGUCCAUUGUCUCAUUGCCAAUGCUGGUAUCAUGGCUAUUCCCGACCUUCGCUUUACUGAGGAUGGUCAUGAGCUUCAGUUCGGCACCAAUCAUCUAUCUCAUUUCCUCUUCUUCCAGCUUCUCAAGCCUGCACUCCUUGCUGCUGCCUCGCCUGACCUACCUUCUCGCGUUGUGGUGCUCUCGUCUUCCGCCCAUAACAUCGGCGGCAUCAAUGACUCUGAUAACUACGCCUUUGAGCACGGAGGCUACGAACCUAAGGUCGCUUAUGCUCAGUCCAAAACGGCAAAUAUCUACAUGGCCAACGAGAUCGAGCGCCGCUACGGCGCACAGCACCUGCACGCGACUAGCGUCCACCCUGGUAUCAUCACCACAGGACUUACCAGACAUAUGCCCCCCGACGCCUUCAAGGGUAUGGAGCACAUCUAUCCUAUGAUGAAGAGCGUGGAGCAAGGUGCUGCCACUACAGUUUGGGCGGCUGUCGGUGAAGCUUGGAAGCAUGAUGGUGGCAAGUACCUCGUUGAUUGCGAUAUUGCUAAGGCGUCUGUUGCUGGGGACGAUAAGAUCGUUGGGCCUGGGUAUGCCCCACACGCGUAUGACGUUGAGCAGGCGGAGCGACUGUGGAAGGACUCGAACAAGUUGGUUGGAUUGGAGGAUGAGGAGUAG